Molecule: messenger RNA, 3562 nt
Organism: Linum trigynum
Lineage: Eukaryota; Viridiplantae; Streptophyta; Magnoliopsida; Malpighiales; Linaceae
Source: the annotation of a GenBank genome assembly
GGACGUAUCUCGUCCCGGCGAAUAAUGGUACAGAAAAAGAGAGAGAAGCUAGGUUGGUAUCGGUCGGUAACUGCGGCUGUAAGAAAAUAAAUAUUACUGCAAUGAGUUUAUGGCCUUAUGGGCGAUAGAGGCGAGCAGAUUAUGAUAAUGACGCAGGGUAGGACGUAGGUAUGUAAAAUUAAAUAUUACCAUUGGAACUCUUCUACUUGUAUACAACGCAUGCAAGUAUGCAACUGGGACAUUUGUCUUUAAAAUAUAUAGCUAGCUGUCUGUUCGGCCGAAUUUAUACGAGUACAACCGUCUUUUCAAUUUUGGCAUUUCUGUAACGUGUCGAAUAUUUUUUCGACAAAAUAUUGUCCGUAGCUUUCGGUCUAUACUCCCAUACUUUUUUGUAUUAGGGGUGAAUGUUAAAGGGAUAUUUAGAGAGGUCAUCCAUCUUUGUAGUGCUCAAAAUAAGUACGUACGUUAAACUUUUUAGUUCUGGCACGAACUAUUCCAUUUCACUCCAAUAUACGUCUUGUCAGUUAAACUAGAUUUUUUAUUUAUGAACUAUAAGUCUCUCAUUCUUUGUCGAUGUGGGAUUCGCGGUACGCCUACCCGUUGUCAACGAAAUAAUGCAUGCAACUAUAUAUUAGUGUAGUGUCAUAAUUCAUAACUCGAUUGAUCUAUUCCUUCUCGCAGACUUUACUCACUAUAUGGUUCUUUCAUAAUUUUCCUUCUUCGUAACUUCGGUAGUAAAUGUAUUGGAGUAGGGAAAUGAAUGCAUGUCAAAGAGGGAAAUCACUUGGUUCGCCACAAGAUAAAGUGAUCCAUCGUAGCAAAAGGGCACACGUAAAUGUUUUUACAUACGUAUUCUAGAAUCUAGAUUGCCGGUGAAGUAAGGAAGAUAGAUAGAUAGUAUCAAAUAUCAAUUAAGUUGACGAAAUUAUAGAUUACAGCGUACUUAGCAGGUAAUUAAGUAGAUAACAUAUAGAAGGAUGGGUUGGAUAUUUAGGGAUCGUUAAUAAUACAGUUUUAUUUGAAAAAAAUGAACCUUCGUAGAAUUGUUGAUGUAUUGAAUUAAUUUAUGUUGUUUUUUGGAUGUUGAGUUGUGUUCUGAAUUUGAUUUUUUAACUUUUAAAUUAUAGUAAAAUUAUAUAAUAAAAAAUGAAUGGAUCGGUUUAUCAACUGACAGUGUGACCUCAUCUCCCCCAGAUUGAGAGCGCGAGUGCUUCAAACCUUAUCUCGGAUUCUCGGUCACUUGCAUGUGGGACGGCGCAAUAAGGAAUGGAUCACACUCGACGGGAGGAAUGGUGAUUAAAGAUCGGAGUGGUUUGGUUGUCUUGGCUAUAGGAGUACAUUUCGAUUAUAUUGAUGAUCCACCAAUGGUAGAAAUAUUAGUUCCCCAUGAGGUCAUCCAGUGGUGUCUGGAUUGUGGCAUCUCGCAGGUUUGUUUUGAAGGGGACGUGAAUGUGGUCAUUGAUAAGACAAACCAGGCCGAUAAACAGAUAAUCACUCUAGAGUCAUUCUCAAGGAAGUUCUUUGUUUGUUGGCAAAUCAUAAUGGUCUUCAUGUACGAUCUGUAGGUCGGAAUAGCAAUAGGGUAGCCCACCUGGUGGCUAGAAAGUCCCUUUCGUUGUACCCGAUUACUUGUCGCUCUUUUGAUUUUGUUUCCUAGUUCUAGUUGUAUACCAGGGAGUAAUGUGUUCGAUCACUUUUUAUUUUUUAAUCAAUACAAGAUUAUCUUUUGCAAAAAAAAUUAUAAAAAAUAAAGGAUUUAUCAAUACUCACAUUUCAUAUUGAGGUUGGCUUUUCUAAAUUCGUGAGACUCGUCAAUUUGAAAUGAUUUUUUCUUUUUAAUUCAUAAAAGCACGUAUUUGAUGCAUAAUAUGGAUUUGUCAAUUAAAUUCAUAUAUAUUGAAUUUUGGAUGUCAAAUACACUAUUCAAAUCUAACGCACAAAUAAGGCAUCUAAUUAUCUUUCACCGGUAAAAUUGCUUGAGAAAAAAAAAAUAAAGUUAAGAAUCUUCUUGUAACUUAUUACUUUCACGGUUUUUCAGUAGGGUUUCCAAUUAACUUUCCAACCGUCUUCAACACUUCCCUAACUGGAAUAAAUGUGAUCUACAAAGAGACAGAUACCCUCAAACCCAAGCUAGUUGUCACUUCACCUCGACAAUGAUUAAUUAUUUGGUUUUAGUGCAAUUGCAAGUCUUGCGACUAUGUUGGACAUCAGUAACGUGUUUUUCGACAGGUUUCUCCGAUAGUGACGGUGGGUUUGUAUCAUUGUAUGGUAGAGUGCUCUUUGUGAGUAUGAUUUUAGAGGGAUUAGAGGGUGUAAAGUUUUGUUUUUAAAUAGUGGUAACAUGUGAUAAAAUUUUUGGGUUUUGGUAGAUAGGGUUGUAUAACAUUUCGUGCAUAUAAUCAAAUAUGUUUGUUUCAUGGAUUUCUGAGUGACAUCAUAUGUAAAGAAUGAUAUUAAAAUAUUUUUUUAUAUAUUACUAUAUUUUUUUUAAAUGACCUGCAACAAUGUGAAUUUUGAAUUUUUUCCCGGUAAUUAUCAACCUUUGCAUUAAGAACCGCCUGGAAAAUCCAGGAUCCGCAAAAACUCAGGAGCAACAGACCUGCUCCACUGAUCCAUUUACAAAAGUAAACUAGAAUCAACUAACCUAGCUAUCAAAAGUUAAUAGACAGCUGAAAUGAGGAAUCAACCUAACUUCUGCAAGGAAAGCAGCGUUUCCCAUAGCAUAGUAAUUAAAAUCAUCAACUAACUGUUGUAGGAGCAAUCUGGACUCUCUUUUGCUGCCUUGAUAUAUACGAGUGCAGCGCUCCUUCCAAAUAAUACUGAGACACCAGCACCACAUAGCACCCUGCACCAGCCCUUUAGCUCCAUUCUUUACAAUUCUGCAUAUCCACUGUAAUAAACUCUCCCACGAUCUUGGCCAGAGACUCGAGCGAAAAAUGGUUGCAAAAAUCUGCAAGGAAAAAGAACACUUGCAGAACAUAAAUGUUCUGCUUUCCUCCUCACUGUCACAUAACACACACAUCGCAUCAGUCACUUUCCCCCAUUGUUUCAACUUAUCUAGGGUAGUGAUUCUGUUCAGAAUUAUCAACCCCGCAAUAACUCUAUUCUUUGGAAUCACAAACUUAUUCCAAAUCACUUGCCAUCAUUCAACUUUCAGUUUUUUGGGUCGUAUAGAAUUCCAAACCUGCUGGAUAGAGAAUCGUGUCAUCACCUUUCCUUCCCAAGUUACCUCGCCAGCUGCAGUAGUAGCAAACCAAAAUUGGAACCAGCCGCGAAUAGCCAAAAGCUUUCGCCAUAUCCACGAACCUGUCUGGAAGAAGAUAGGUCCCAGAUUGAAAUUUUUGUUUACAAAUUGGCGAGUUUAUUAUAAUCUACAAAAUGUUAUCCAUAUUCGAUAUAUUUUUAAGAAAGAUUCCGUACCACCCAUUAUUAUCUGGUACCAUUUUUAUUUUUAAAUCAAAUUUGGCAUAGAAGGAAUGGGUCGAUUGUGAUCUACAAAUUUCUAGCAAAUUUUUUUUAGGAUUACCAUCUUGGUAUAGGGUAGUAAAUGAAAUGAUGGUCG